AUGGCUUUGUGGUGGAGAUUAUAUCUUCCAAAACCGUUAGACGCUCCCCCACCUGCAAGCGCUCCGACAAAAAAAAAACCAUCAGCAGCAGUGCCAGUUGGUCCAGUUCUCGCUUCAUCUUGUAAAGAACUACUGGAGAGGAACAGUUCUCUCCCAAAUGGUGUUUACAAGUUGCAAAAUAUUUUCUCGCUCGAGCAAUACGACGUUUAUUGUCACAUGGAUGCAAUAUCAGGGUGUGGAGGAGGAGGCUGGACCCUAGUGAUGAAAAUUGAUGGCAAUCAGAACGAUUUCAACUAUAACUCUCCAUACUGGAUCAACAAGGCAGCCUACGAAGUGGAAGAUGGUCUUGAAGGCUUGACAGAAAAACAAACAAAGCUUGCUUCCUACUGGAACACACCGUUCAACAAGAUUUGCCUCGGAAUGAAAGUCAACAGUGAGACAAGAUGGAUAGCGCUGGAUUACGACGCAAGUUCGUUAUACAACGUGAUCAGAUAUGGAAGUUUUAAAAGGCUUAGCACAGCCGCAGGGAGGGGUGCAUGGGGAUCUCUUAUCAAUGGUUCAGCUUUGCAGCCUAAUUGUAACCAAGAAGGAUUUAGUAUUGAUAUAAGAUAUGCAGCAUCACAUUUUUCAACCUAUGUUCGAGUCCGAAUUGGUAUUGUGGCAAAUAAUGAAAACGACUGCAAAAGUUGUGACUCGUGUAUUGGUUUUGGUACUUCAGCUCAAUGUAACAAUGAUAUAAGAGGCACAACAUGCGGUAAUAUGGGCAUUUGUGGUCAGGUAAACAACAUAAACAUAGCCGCAUUUGGAUUCAUACUUGUAAAUUAG
Dendronephthya gigantea is the source of this 825-nucleotide messenger RNA. RefSeq lists its product as uncharacterized. Lineage: Eukaryota; Metazoa; Cnidaria; Anthozoa; Malacalcyonacea; Nephtheidae. Bases 1 to 825 code for a protein of 274 amino acids. Gene Ontology annotation, molecular function: oligosaccharide binding. The record is from RefSeq and is a predicted model, not a curated record. The transcript is spliced from 5 exons.